CGUAGCCUCACGACUCUAAAAUAGCGUUGUUAGUUGUUCAAAAUAACACGAUCAGGGUUUAUAGGAUAUUAUAGGUAUGUUAACGGCUUCCUGUCAUACAGUAUUAUACUUCGAAAAUUGUUUGGAAAUAUAUACAAGGCAUUUAUAAGAUUGAGAUGACCUCGUUAAAUGAAACCCAUCGUCACCAUGACUCCGUAGAAGUUUACAAAACAAGAAGUUCACCUGCCACCGAGAACGAACAGAUUGCCAUUGCGUCUGUUGUAGCAUUCCUUGGUAUCUGGACUACGCUCGGUAACUCGCUAACAAUUGCAGCAAUCUGCUUAGCAAAGCGAAUGAUGACUAAGUGCAACCUGUUUAUCUUAAGCCUCGCUGUUUCUGAUCUCGUUUCUGGAUUGAUUGCGUCGCCAUUGUGGCUUUACCGAAGGACAUGGGGAUUUAACGACUGGGAAUGGGGCGACUUCCUUUGUAAAUUGUUUUGGUUCAGCGAUCAAUCUACCUCAUUCUGUACAGCAAUGCAUAUUGCUGCUUUCGCUGUGUGGAGAUUCAUUGGCGUGAAAUGGCCAUCUCUCUUCGAAAAGAUUAAAAUGCGAACUGUCACCAUUUGGCUUGUAUUUAUUUGGGUUGUGUCAAUCAUCUUUGGUGGGUUUAUAUUCAGUUCAUUUUACGAAGUGGCAGAAAAAUCAGAAGACCAUCACGUCGGAAGUUGUUGGCCGAUGUGUUCCAUUAAAAUCGAAAACGAUGGAGUUACGCGGCACCUCGUUUACUACACUGUAGUUUCGUCAUUGUUUAUUCUGCUUCCGAUGCUCAUACUUCUGGUGACGUCAUGUCUUAUUGUGUGGGAGAUGUACUGCCACCCAGUGGUAGCAACGCAUAAGAGCAAGCAGAGAAAAACAAAAGAGAAAAGAGCCGCCGUCCAGCUUGCAUUGAUUUCCGCCUCUUUCCUGAUUGGCUACAUUCCAAUGACGUCAUACGUGAUGUGGACGACCAGAACACGCGUCAAAAAUGUGACGUUCGACUACUGGUUUCAUGUUGCCGCGUUUUUCUGCUUGCGUUUAUCAGAGUGCUUCAAUCCGGUGUUGUACAACAUAGCUUCCGUACAAAUGCGAAACGCAUCUAGAGAAGUUCUGAUGCGAAUCAGGACUUGCCAAUACAACAGAGAACGAACGCCAAGGUUAAUCAGAAGAAACGCAAUAAUCUACUAUAAAACUGAACAACACAGAUAUUUAAAUUCACCAUAAACUGAUUCUUUACUAACUUUCCUAAUACUUUCGUUGUCCUUUUCUAUAUCUAAUGUGAUUUCCACAAAAUAAAAAAGAUUUUUUUUCUUGGGUCCUUUCAUAAAUACAAGUAUAUAUUUCAUA
Ciona intestinalis (vase tunicate) is the source of this 1361-nucleotide messenger RNA. The record is from RefSeq and is a predicted model, not a curated record. Lineage: Eukaryota; Metazoa; Chordata; Ascidiacea; Phlebobranchia; Cionidae.